UUUUAAAGAGUAUUAAAAUUCAGAAAUAUAAUCUGUAAAUUUGUAAUUAAUUUAAAAAACAUAUUAGAAAUAAUAGGAAAAUUAAAAAGUAGCCGAAAUUAGAAGAAAUCACUAAGAAAGUUGUAAUUAAUGUUAAUAAAUUAUCAAAAAACUACAAAAAAAUUAGAGAAAAUUAUCAGAAAAUGUUAAUGCAUUUGAUUAUCAUUAAUUCUAAAUCUUAUUUUUUUUUGAAGAUGUCUGGACAUGGAAUAGGCAAACCGUACAUGAAUAAGAAAAGAAUGGAAGAAAAAACGGAAGGAAGAAUGGAAGGUCGUGCUUGUAGACUUACAGCGACCGGUAGAAAAGAAAAUGAAGAAAAAAAUCCACGUAAGGUUAAGGGGAAGAAGAAGAAGGCGGAAAUAGUGCGUCCCGACGGUCGCCCCACUAUGGGACAGUUAUCUCUUAGUCGAAGUACUACCUCCACCCCUACUCCUGAGGAUGCGACGCCGUGGGAGGCUAAUUGGAGUGAUUCGGUUUCUAUGGACGACGACGACGACGAUGAUGAUGUGGCUGUUGAUGAGGUUGGGGAUGCCCCACCUGAAUCUGAUGUAGGCAUCGGUAAGAAGAGACGAGUUGGGACAUCUUCUACAGCUUCUUCGCACUUUCCACAGCGUGGGCUAGAUGGACGCUACGUUGCGAGACGUAGUAGUGAGGAAGACGGUGAUGGUAAGAAGAGGAAGAAGGGAGUAAGGGGGGACAUGUCAUGGCGUCUGACAUCGGAGUCUCAGAUGUGUUCAGGUGGACCUGUGAUUCCCGAUGUGAUCCCUAGCUUUGGAGGUCACAUUGCCUUUGCACUGUGGACUUCCCCAGCACAGGAUCGUGGGUUGUUGGAUUGUUGUCAUAGAUCUGGUACUGUGGAGUCUUUGAGGAGGUAUGAGUGGAGUUCAGAGGGUUCUCAGAAGGUGGUUGAGGGCACAGGAUUGUCCCACUUGGCAGGCUGUAUGAUGCAGCAUUUAGAUACAGCUUUGAUAACGGCAUUUGUGGAGAGAUGGCAGCCGGACACGAACACCUUCCAUAUGCCAUUUGGAGAGAUGUCGAUUCUUCUCCACGACGUGCAUCACAUUCUUCGUAUUCCAGUUGAGGGGGAGCUGAUGAGAGAUGAUCCGGAUCCAGAUGUUCUUAAGUUAGACAUGCAUGAUCUAGUUCGGGUCCCGGUGGAUGGUCCUGUUGGUGGUAAGUGGAAGUCGAAGUGGUUCCUUAAUGGUGGUAUUCACGCAGAUGGAUUGUUGGUGCGUGGACGAGAAAUGAAGAUUAUGGACUUGGAGGUGCAGACUUACUUGUUUGUGUUGUUGGGAUCCACACUUUUUGUGGAUAAGAGUCGCGAUCGCCUCCGUCCUGCGAUCAAUGUAUUUCUGAAGGACCAGCGACGAGUGGCCGGUUACGCCUGGGGAGCUGCUGCACUCGCCUAUCUCUACAGACAGCUAGGGAUGGCCACACGAGUGGGGAGUAAGAGUAUUUGUGGUUGUUUGACUCUGCUUCAGGCGUGGAUAUAUGAGUACUUUCCACUCUUCCGUCCGAGCCAGAUUCUCCAGGCUCCAGAUGCUCCGCGUGCUUCCUCGUGGGUGUGUCACUAACAAAUCCUCCUGCUUUGUCACUAACAAAUACAUCUGGAGUGAUAGGGCCAAGCAAAUGUUGCAGAUGCGUGAGAAGCCACUGGUACGACUCUUUUGUCUCGUCAUACACUAGCGCAGAUGCAAUGACAAAGUUCAAUCCCACCGGUGUCAUGCCAACAAUCUCAACCCAUGGAAACUCAUACUUGUUGGUCUUGUAUGUUGCAUCUAUCACAAUGACAUGGUGCCAAGAUCGCAACAUCAAUAUUGACUCAGGGUGGGCUAGGAACAAGUGUGUAAGCACGUUACGGUCAUCCACAUACUGCACAUAGUAACCCUUCUCCAGAGCAUCUUGAAAAGUGUACUGUAAGGCCGUCCUCUGACCAAGCUCUUCUUUUCUUAUCUUAUACAAUGCGUUAGAAAUCUGUCUUUUGUUCACCUUUCCAUGCUCCCCUUUUCUCUCGUUCACUGCCUUGUGGAUAUUCCUUGGGGCGACACCGGCUAAUCUCAGUUGUCUGAUGUAUUGCUUAUCAUCUUCGGUCAAAACAUUCCUCUUACUUGAUCCAUUCGGAAAUAGCUCCAGCGGAUGAUUGUGAAAACCCAAAUUAGCACAAGGAUUCUUUCUAUUAGCCACUGCUAGUAUCAACCAAUAUCCAUCAUCUGACCGCUCAAUCUUGAUCUGAAAUUCACACCCCAACUUUCCAGAAGAAGUAAGAGGCCUCCUUUCCUUAGCCGGAUCAGAAUCAGGAUCCUUCGAAUUUUUCUUCCUACCAUGAGUGCACUUCAAGUAUCGUCGCCUACUAUCUUCACUUGGAUUUUUUUUAUUUGAUGCCUUCACCAAAUAAAACCCAAAACCCUUGGCAAUCUCAGUAGCUGCUGCAUAUGCAAUCAAAUCUGUAUCGUAUUUUACUCCAUUGACGAAUUCUGAGGUGUAAUCUUUGCCAUCCCCUCCGUAAUCAUCAAUAUCCUACAAUGUUAGAUCUCAUGAUAUAAGUAGGACUCCACAAUAAUAGAAAAUCUAACGACUACAUUUAAUUUAAUAAUUAUCACAAAUAAUUUAGCAUUCUCUAUAUUAUCCUAAGCAAAAUCCAACAUUUAACACGACAAAAUUUAGCAUUCUCUAUUAUUUACAUACUAUACAUCUAAUGUAAGAAUCAUAUUAAUCACAUUCUAUAAUUUUUUUAUUGCGUAUUAUGCAUCUAAUCUUAAUUUUGUAUACAAAAACAAUCAAUUUCACAAAUAAUUAGGCUCAUAAAUUUUAAAAAUAAUAUAAACUAAAAUUCAAUAAACAAUCUUAUAGACCAAACUAUAAAUGAUAACAAUAAAAUAGAAAUAUUUGAUAUAAACUUAAAAAAACCCAAAAACCACCAAUAGAAGCAAAUUUUCGGUUCAACCAUGGCUAAACCUAACCAAAUUUUCGGUUUCACCAUGGCCAAACCGAAAUAAAGGUUCGGUGCCACCGUGGACCAACCGAAAAAUUUUUUCGUUUCACCCAUGGCACAAACGUAGCAGAUUUUCGGUUCAUCCAUGGCUCAACCGAAUGUGAUUUUUGGUUGGUCCAUGGUUCAACCGAAACCGAAUUUCGGUUGGACCAUGGACCAACCGAAAAUCACAUUCGGUUGGGUUUUUUUUUUUUUUUUUUUAAAACGAGAUUUUUACCUCGUCGGAGUCGCUACUCAUUGUUCGAACGUAUGCUCGACGAUUUCGGCUUCCAAAUGUCGAUGAUGAAUUCGAGAGUGUGGGAGAAUGAGUGUUUUUUGUUUUCUAAGUGAAUGUGGUGUUUGUUUGCUAAAGGAAAGGUAAAGAUGUCAAAAGGUUAAAAGUGUAACUUUGUUGUUUUUUAGGACGAUCAUUAGUAAUUGUUAGGACGACCUUUAUCAACUCCCUAAAUUAAUCUAUGGUUUUCUUGGCGAUAAAAUGUUUCAAGGCGCUCAAUGGAUUAGAGAAUAUUGGGGAAGAAAUGAUUUACUCGUUUGCUUGUUGGAUUUCAAAAUGAAAGUUUUGAGUUUUG
This is a messenger RNA of Linum trigynum, 3600 nucleotides long. Lineage: Eukaryota; Viridiplantae; Streptophyta; Magnoliopsida; Malpighiales; Linaceae. The record is from the annotation of a GenBank genome assembly.